Molecule: messenger RNA, 192 nt
Organism: Anthostomella pinea
Lineage: Eukaryota; Fungi; Ascomycota; Sordariomycetes; Xylariales; Xylariaceae
Source: the annotation of a GenBank genome assembly
AUGCUUCUUGACGCUGAGGCAAAAUUCAACGAGGGUUGCCCGCCGCCCAUCGUCCUAGCUGUCUUCGAGGAGGACGUGGACAUGUUUCGCCUACUGCGCAAGUACGGUGCGAAGUUGGACACGCCGGAGACGGGGAACUGGGCUAUGGGAGUGGCACAGUUUUAUGAGCUUCAAUCGAUUACGGAUUUUUGA